CAUAAUAUGUGUGCUACCAUUUCAGCGUGAAUAGCACAGUUAGCGUUUGUUAUUAGCUGCAGUUUGUGAUUUUGUGAAAAAUAUUUGCAUUUAAGGGCGCUAUAAUUAAAAUAUAUAACCUAAUAUUGUAAAAUAUGGAUUCCGAAAACAUAAAUAAUGAAACCGAAAUUGAUAAUCAGGCGGAUGUUAUGCGUAUUAUGAUAUCCACUGAUAAUCAUUUGGGUUACGGUGAAAAAGACGCCAUCAGAGGUGAAGAUAGCUUCAUAGCCUUUGAGGAAAUGUUGGAAUUGGCCGUGAGAGAAGAUGUCGACUUUAUACUUCUUGGUGGCGAUUUAUUCCAUGAUGCUGUACCGACACAAAAUGCAUUGCACAAGUGCAUGAAGCUAUUACGAAUGUAUACCUUCGGAGAUCGACCAAUAUCUGUAGAAUUUUUAAGUGAUGGAAGUCAGAAUUUUCACAACUCUGUUAACGAAAGUGUCAAUUAUGAGGAUCCCAAUUUGAACAUAUCCAUACCCGUAUAUUCCAUACAUGGAAACCAUGACGAUCCCAGUGUUUUUGGAGGUUUGAGUACAUUGGAUUUAUUAUCUACCACUGGUUUGGUGAACUAUUUUGGCCGCUGGACGGAUUUAAAUAAAAUUGACAUUUCACCAAUUAUACUGAAAAAAGGUGCCACAAAGUUGGCUCUAUAUGGCCUUAGCCACAUUCAUGACAAUCGCCUUGCCCGUCUGUUUGAAAGCCGUAAAGUACAUAUGCAAGUGCCCGAAGGCGAGGAGGGGGAAUGGUUUCACUUAAUGGUACUACAUCAGAACCGCGCUGAUAGGGGGCCUAAAAAUUACUUGCCUGAAGAGUCUUUGCCAGACUUUUUGCAUUUGGUUAUAUGGGGCCAUGAGCAUGACUGUCGCAUAGAACCCGAACUCAAUGCAAAACGGGAUUUCUACGUGAGCCAACCAGGUUCUACAGUACCUACCUCCCUGUCAGAGGGAGAAGCGAUACGCAAACAUGUAGCAGUUUUAGAAAUCUACAAAGACAAGUUUAAAAUGAAGCCGAUUCCUCUACAGACUGUUCGACCAUUCGUGUUUGAAUCAGUUAAUGUUGCAGAUUUGGCACAAGAAUUGCGCUUAGACGAAGGAGAUGUUUCGAAUAAAGUACGUGCAAUGGCUGAAGAAAGAGUUGAAGCAAUGUUAGAGAAAUCGAAAAGUCUCCUAACAGGCCAUCCCAGGCAGCCAACAGUGCCCAAUGUCCGUUUGAGGAUUUGUUUUAAUGACGAAGAACAAAUGUUCAACGGCAUUCGUUUAGGACAAACAUUUAACGACCGAGUGGCAAAUCCUGCCGAUAUGAUACACUUUAAAAAAAUGAUUAAGAAGGAAAAGAAGGAGCGUUCAAAUCUCGAUAGAGAAGAGAUGAAAAAUCAACAUAAGAAACUUGAGGGAGAAUCUUUUACUCGUGUUGAGGAUUUAGUCGAACGUUAUUUCAAUGAAGUUGAUGAAAGCAAAUCCCUCAAAGUUAUAUCUACAAAAGCCCUUACGGAAUUGUGUAAUCAACUUGUGGAUCGCAAGGACAAUAACGCAGCUGAUAAUUUAAUACGAUCUUAUAAAGCUAAGGCCGUUGAUUAUUUAAUGGAAAAAAUGCCUUUGGAAGAUCAACUGGAUACCGAACUUCAAGAUUUCAAAUUAAGCAUAACUUCAGACGAUGUUUUGCAUAUGUUAAAAACCGUUGCUCCCAAUCCCAUUACGAAAACAUCUAGUUCGUCAGUCGCCAGAAAUGCUACGACGGCUAAUUACCAAGAGGUUAGUGAUAAUGACAGUGACGAAGCACCUUUGAAAAAUACACGUUCAACGAAAAAUACAAAAGAAGAUGUAUCUACCGCAAGAGGUCGUGGUAGAGCGACUAGGGGUCGAGCUGCUCGUGGUGGUGCCGCAACAACAACACCAUCGAAAAAUGCAACACGUACAGGAGCUACAGCAAAUAGUGGACGAUCAAAAGCCGUGGAAGUAUCUCCGUCCACCCGCUCAUCACCUCGUCAGCAAAGUCUUAUAAGCAUGGGAAUAAAUUCAAGGAAAGCAGCAACUAAACAAAAGGUUUAUGAAAUUUCCGACGACUCAGAUUGAGAGUAUCAACAUUGUCCGCAUGUUUUUUUUUACUCGAAGUACUUCACUUGUGAACAUACCUCCAACACCACCAUGUAUUUUAUUUACUAAGAUUUAAUUAUUUUCACAAGUUUUUAUACAUUGAUUGAUUAAGGUGUAUAAUUUUAUCAAUAAAUCAACGUCAUUCCAGUGGAAGAGAA
Messenger RNA from Musca domestica (house fly), 2287 nucleotides. It is a transcript of the gene mre11, whose product is annotated as double-strand break repair protein MRE11. The record is from RefSeq and is a predicted model, not a curated record. Gene Ontology annotation, biological process: mitochondrial double-strand break repair via homologous recombination; meiotic DNA double-strand break formation; double-strand break repair via nonhomologous end joining. Bases 135 to 2108 code for a protein of 657 amino acids. NCBI's taxonomy places the organism in Eukaryota, Metazoa, Arthropoda, Insecta, Diptera, Muscidae. Gene Ontology annotation, molecular function: DNA endonuclease activity; 3'-5'-DNA exonuclease activity; manganese ion binding. Gene Ontology annotation, cellular component: nucleus; Mre11 complex. The transcript is spliced from 6 exons.